UAAGUCCCAAGAGGAAGAUUCCAGAAAACACCCCCAGCCUCCCCUUUCUUUUUUCCUUCGUUUUCGCUCCUGUGACUUCCCUUCCUGCCAGAAGAGGAUUAGAGACGCUGAAGAUCGGCGGAGGAGCACCUGGGCACCGGCAACAUGGGUGCAGCUGAGUCAGCUUACCAAGAAGCAGGUUCAGUUGCAGACCUGAGGAUCGUCAUGGUCGGCAAAACAGGCAACGGGAAAAGUGCCACCGGGAACACCAUUUUAGGAAGGGAAGCGUUUACGUCCAAGAUGGAGGCCACAUCCGUCACCGACGAAUGUAAGAGUGAAACGAAGGUCCUGGCGAAUGGGAGAACCCUGACUGUGAUCGACACGCCGGGCUUUUUUGAUACAAAAUACCCAGAGCCAGUGACACUGGCGGAAAUUAAGAAAUGUGUCAGCUUGUGCUCCCCAGGUCCCCACGUCAUUAUACAGGUCAUCCGUAUGGGCCAUUUUAGCAAGGAGGAGAUGAAGGUCUCUGAGAUCAUCAAUAGUAUCUUCAGCAUGAAGGCCAAGGCCUACCUGGUCAUCUUGUUUACCCGCAAAGAAGACCUGGAGGGGCGCCCUCUUCAAGAGGUGCUGUCCGAGGGAGGCAAAAGCCUGGAGCCUCUGAGGAAGCAAAUCAAGAGUUGUGGGAAUCGGUACCUGGCUUUCAACAACAAGGCGGAAGGGAAGGAACGGCAGGAUCAGGUGGACGAGCUGAUUCGGAUGGUGGAUGGCCUCAGGGGGAAGAAUUGGCUGCAGCCCUAUUACACCAAAGAGAUGAUGGAGGAGGACAAGAAGAAGGCGCCUGGAUGGUUAUGUACCCUCCUCUGAUCCCGGAGUGUCUUCAUCACCGAUGGAGACCCCUGGGGGAUGCCGUUCAAACACACCUGGGUCAGCGCAGACAGCCACGGCUUUCCUUGGCUGCUUCAUCCCCCCCAAGGUAUUUCUUCUUCUUCAAUAAGCCAGUGGAAAACCUCAACUCCAUUUUAAUAGAGAUAA
This is a messenger RNA of Thamnophis sirtalis, 1011 nucleotides long. The record is from RefSeq and is a predicted model, not a curated record. Lineage: Eukaryota; Metazoa; Chordata; Lepidosauria; Squamata; Natricidae.